GUACGUACACGACGACGCGACGCGACGCGACGCGACGCGACGGCGCGAGCGCACGAUCGUCGGUCCCACCAUCUCGCUUUCGUCCGAACUGCGCCUCCGUCGUCCGAUUCGGAAUCGCACGCGCCAACCCUUCGCGAUCAAGCGAGGGAGUCUGGAUGCGCCACUCGCCAGACGCGGCGGCGUGACGCUUUGAACGACGACAACAAGGACCGCUAGAUCGCUAAAGCUGCGGGGGGGAUCCACGCGGACGGAAGGAAAAGAGAGAUAGAGAUAUAAGAGGAAGAAAGCUACGGCGUCGAGUUCUGCGGUGGCGACUAUGCGCGUCAUCGAUCGCGCGCACCUCCGCGAUCGGCCGGAGAUGUGAUACCGGAAGUAGGCCAGGCAGGGUUGACCUGCGUGGGCGUGCAGGUACGCGACGUACGGGUGCGUGCGUGCGUGCCGUGCAUAGGCCGCAGGUGUGCCGCGUGGACCCGCGGGGGGGCCAACAGUCGUAGAGAUGAGCGUCGCCGCGAUAACCUGCCCGUCACCGACGUACCCGACGUCGGGGACCAACCCCUGCAGUACCACUGCUGUGCGGCUGCUCUGCGUCGUCUUGGUCUCCUCUUGGAUUAUCCUCGAUCAGCCAGCCCUGGGUCUACCGAAUCCCUCGGAGCUCACGACCGUAGAAGAUCUAUCUGAUAGGGGCACGAAAAAGUUUGGUGAUGACUGUCAGGUGGACAAAGAAUGCGGCUUUGCUGGCUCCUAUUGUGAACCAAAAAAGAACAAGUGCGCCUGCAAGGAAGAAUUUGAAGCCACGAACCAUAUCGACAAGUGCGGACACGCGGCGAAUGUGAACGAGUCCUGUUUCUUCCAUGAGCAAUGCGAGGUGCGGGUGAUCCAAACGGAAUGUCGCGAUGGUCGAUGCAUCUGCCUCUUCGAGAAAGUCCCGAUGAUGCACGCGGAUGGUGUAAUAAUCUGCGUAGCUGAGGUCAAAGAGUCACCCAGCCUCCAGUACAUCGAUCCAGCGAUGAUCGGCGUUCUCGUUGGCAUGGCACUGAUGUUCGUCAUCAUUUGCGUCGUUCUUAGACUUUUCAGCAAGGCUCGUUGGCGAGAGAACCGCACUAUCUUUAAUACACCCAACGCGCGACUGAUGAACGUCUCGCUGCUGAGAGAGAACAAACUUUUGCACACUCAGGAGAGACGCGGCUCGAGAACGAGUGUACGAGCUCCAUCGAGGCAACCCUCGAUGGCAUCCUUGAGGGCCCAUUCACCGAACGCCUCGCAAGGUGCGAAACACUCUCACCACUCACAGCACAGAAUGAGCCGUAUGGGUUUUUCAUUCACUUACUAAGCAAGCAACUUGUUAUUCAAAGCCCUGUUCAGAUAGAGCAAGCGACUCUUUCCUAUCUAUUUCGCGAUAUUUCUGAUGCAGCUUCGUGAAAAUCGAUGAGUCCAGGAGAAGACAGUUAUAACGGGUUAACUGAGAUAU
Molecule: messenger RNA, 1468 nt
Organism: Acromyrmex echinatior (Panamanian leafcutter ant)
Lineage: Eukaryota; Metazoa; Arthropoda; Insecta; Hymenoptera; Formicidae
Gene: jus
Product: EB domain-containing julius seizure protein
Source: RefSeq, a predicted model, not a curated record